AUGAAGUGAAUAGUGAUAGAGAAUGUGAAAAAUACAUUCUUAAAAAGACAACUUCGUCAUUACAUCCAUGUGGUACAACUAUUCCAGCAGAUCCCGGUCACAACAAACUAACGUACGAAGAUUGGAUGAGGAAUGUAAAUUUGCCUCCAACGCUAGAUGUUCAAUUAAUUUGGUAG
Molecule: messenger RNA, 176 nt
Organism: Diversispora eburnea
Lineage: Eukaryota; Fungi; Glomeromycota; Glomeromycetes; Diversisporales; Diversisporaceae
Source: the annotation of a GenBank genome assembly